UUCGCUUCUUUUCGCGCAUGCGCGCUGUGUGGGAAAUGUGACCUUAAUGUUUAGGUUCAGGCAUCUACUGAGGCUUCGUGCUUCGAGUCCGAUCAGCCUUCGUAGCUCGGGUCAAGUUCAAAAAUCUUCUUAUGCCAUGGAUUUAGGAUCUCUUCGGAAAAACUACAGGGGGGACGAAGAGGCCUUUGAGGAAAAACAUCUCACCUCCCUUAAUCCCAUUAAACAAUUCUCCGCAUGGUUUGAAGAGGCUAUGAGGUGUCCGUCUAUUGGAGAAGUCAAUGCUAUGUGUUUAGCCACUUGUACCAGGGAAGGAAGACCUUCUGCUCGGAUGCUACUUUUGAAGGGAUUUAACCAGGAAGGCUUUCGUUUCUUUACCAACCAUGAGAGCCGGAAAGGAAGGGAAUUGGAUUCCAACCCUUUUGCUUCAAUGGUCUUCUACUGGGAGCCCCUCAAUCGGCAGGUGCGGAUCGAAGGCUCCGUAGAGAGGCUUCCAGAGCAGGAAUCAGAGAAAUACUUCCAUUCGCGUCCAAAGAGCAGUCAAAUUGGGGCUGUCGUGAGCCGGCAAAGCUCGGUGAUUGCAGACAGAGAGUAUUUAAGGAAGAAGAAUGCAGAGCUAGAAGAGAUGUACCGAGAGGCCCAAGUGCCUAAGCCAGCAUACUGGGGAGGCUACAUCUUAAAGCCAGAAGUCAUUGAGUUCUGGCAGGGCCAGACCAACCGCUUGCAUGACCGCAUCGUCUUCCGACACAUCCAGGCCAGCAGCGCAUCCUUGGAGCCUAUGACUCACAAAGGGGAGGGCAACUGGGUAUAUGAGAGACUCUCUCCUUAAAACAGCUUGCAGGAUUUGUCUUUGAAUAUACAUGGCAACAUCUCUGAUCCCAACCCUCCCCUGAGACAGAGCAGAUGAAGAACCAGAGGAUAAAAUCCUGGAUCUGCACUAGGAAGACCUGAAUUCAGAUCUCUGCUAGCCAUGAGUAACUUUGGACCAGUCCUUAACUAUCAGCCUAAUCUACGUCACAGUUUUUGUGAGGAUAAACUGAGGGUUUCCUCUGUGUAAACUAUCCUGAGCUCAUGGAGGAAUGCAAACGCAAUAAGCACUUUUGGUGCUUAAAGGUGGACUGCUACACAUUUUAAAUGAUUCAAAUCUAUUUAUGCAUUAUAAAAUCAUGAUUUUUGAGAAUUUAUAUGGAAAGGAUUGAAUUCUCAACAAGAACACCCCUGUUGAAACAAUGCUUCUCAGAGAUAGGGAGUGACAUUAGUGGGUGUACAUGAUAGACUGGGCUAAUUUUGUAGUUUACACUUAGCAGUUAAAUCUGUAUAAUUCUGCGUUCAGUUGGAAUAGAUAGAUUGAAUUUGGUUUUGCAAAAUGUCAUUACAUUAUCCAGGAUAUUAACAGGCUUCUGUUCUAGAGAGGCAGUUUGGUGUAGUGGUUAAAGGCACUGGGCCAGAAACUAGGAGACUGGCAUGAAACUAGCCGGGUGACUUGGUGCCAGCCACUCUCAGCCCUGGAAAGAAGGCAAUGACAAACCAUUUCUGAAAACUUUGCCAAGAAAACUGCAUGGACGUGUCCAGGCAGUCCCUGGGAGUCAAGACUGACUCGAAGGCACUAAAAGAAAAAGAAAAAUCAGUUCUAAAGUACAUAUAGUGCCCUUUGGCUCAACCCAGCAGUUAAGAUGCAUUGCAAGCAAUGUGGACGCUGGAGCCAUGAUUAGAACUAAUGGAAAAAACAAGAUUAGAUCAUCAGUGCCAAGUGCAGUAAUUGGCAUUUAUAAAAUAAUAAACGAGGAUAACAUGGGCUGUAAACUUCAGAAGAUGAAUUUCAGGGGUGGGAAUAACAGUUGGAAGGUCAGUCUUUUUGCUUCUGAUUUCAGUGAUCCCUGCCCAUGUUUUUAAACUUUUCAACCUGUAAAAUGAGAGGGCUGAGGUACCCAAGUCCCCUCUCACUAUGAUUGCUGAAGAUUGAUCACAGUUUCCUACCACUUUGAAGUAGGAAACACAAACACUGUACAGGGAGUUCCUGGCUUAAGAAUGCCUGGGUUACAGAUGACCCAUAGUUAAGAAUGGAGCCUAUUGUAGCAAAAUUCAAGUUAAAUACACAAC
Molecule: messenger RNA, 2097 nt
Organism: Python bivittatus (Burmese python)
Lineage: Eukaryota; Metazoa; Chordata; Lepidosauria; Squamata; Pythonidae
Gene: PNPO
Product: pyridoxamine 5'-phosphate oxidase
Biological process (GO): pyridoxine biosynthetic process; pyridoxal 5'-phosphate biosynthetic process
Molecular function (GO): FMN binding; pyridoxamine phosphate oxidase activity
Source: RefSeq, a predicted model, not a curated record